AUGAAUCUGAGCUCUGUAAUAAGAGGAAGACCCAGCACUAGUAGCAAUAUUGAGGAGGACAUUCAGGCAAAAAAAAAACGGGGUCCAACUCAGUGCGUUCCAGAUAAGGAUAUCAGGACUGAUAAUGUUGGUCACUGGCCUGGAUAUUUGGAGGUAGUUCAUGAAGCAUUUUUAUCAGAAGGAGGCGAGCAAUGUAUAUCAACUAUAAGGCAGGGUAUAACGGAUACAAUCGCAGCUAUGCAGACGGAAGUAGGACGGAGAUCAUUAGAAGAAGCUUACAGGCUAUGUUCACCGUUGAACUACGACAACCAUUUCGAUCUGGGCUAUUUCUCCGGUCUCAUCACGUGGACAUUUUCUACAUCGGUGCAGCAAGCGCGCCCAGGCACCCUGCUGAACAUCUGUAACAACUUCGCCACUGAUGCCUACGGAGUGACUCCAAUGCAGAAAAUCGGCGGUUACAUUGCAGCGAUCCGUAACUUGGGAAAUUCGUGUUGGUCGGCUAGUUACGAAGCUUUUCUCAACGCUUACAAUGCUACGAGAUCAAAUUCUCGGGCAUGGUAUUACCAGACGUGUACGGAAUACGGGUACUAUCAAAUUGCACCAAGCUCCGGUACAGUAUUCGAUCAGUUGAAGUGGUUGGAUGUUGCUUUUUAUGUUGAUGUUUGCAAGCAAAUUUUUGACCAGAGGUUUGAUGAAAAGUUUGUAUACGACGCUGUGGAUCGCGUAAACCUGAUAUUUGGCGGCUUAAAGCCCGAUGUGAACAACACUAUUAAUAUCCAUGGAAUGAUCGAUCCGUGGCGUGCACUUGGUGUUUAUGAUGAAGAUUUGAAAGAAGGCUCUCCCACUUACACCAUUCCUAGGGCAUCACAUUGCUUCGACAUGCAGGGCUGGUUAAGCACAGAUACGAUCAGAAUGACUCAUGCCCAACAAGCAGCAAGGAGACUGGUCUCAAGGUGGCUAUCGGCAUAA
Messenger RNA from Parnassius apollo (apollo), 969 nucleotides. Lineage: Eukaryota; Metazoa; Arthropoda; Insecta; Lepidoptera; Papilionidae. The record is from the annotation of a GenBank genome assembly.